This is a messenger RNA of Biomphalaria glabrata, 5202 nucleotides long. Its product is annotated as transmembrane protein 201-like. Gene Ontology annotation, biological process: nuclear migration along microtubule. Gene Ontology annotation, molecular function: lamin binding; actin filament binding. The coding region runs from base 98 to 2245 and encodes 715 amino acids. The record is from RefSeq and is a predicted model, not a curated record. NCBI's taxonomy places the organism in Eukaryota, Metazoa, Mollusca, Gastropoda, Planorbidae. The transcript has 10 exons. Gene Ontology annotation, cellular component: nuclear membrane.
UCUAAAUUGUUGUUUUUAUUGUAACAUUAGAACUCAUUAGUCAAAUAAGGCAAGAAAAUAUAUCUCGCCGGUGCAUGCAAAUGAAAACAAUCAAACAAUGAAAAGUCUCAUUAAUUUAAGGAACAAGUUUCUCAGGAGUAUAUCAAGUUCUGAAGUUACUGUCAACUGUUGGUUUUGUAAUGAAAAUAACAGAAUAACAAGGACUGAGAAGCAGUCGUGGAUCUGUUCUCACUGUGAGCAAUAUAAUGGUUUUACAGAGGAUGGUGGUUAUAAUCAAGAUUUAUCUGAACAAUACAAUGUCAAGGAUUACAAGACUAAACCGUUGUGUAGCUCAAUGGAUUCAAGUGAAACAGAGGUUUUGCUGUGCAAGUCAUGUAGUCAGAAUCAAGUAAUGAAAGUUAGACAGUUGGCAGAUUUUACUCCUUUCCAUGAGAUAAACUAUGACCAAGAAAUAGAUAUGUACAAAGAUUAUUUAGAGCAUCUGUAUUCUCUAUGCCAAACAUGUGAAGCCAAAGUGAAUAACUUUUUGUGUCAGCAAGAUUUGUCCUUGAUGAGCCAGUUGGAUGAUUCCUUACACCACAGACUUGCUGAUCUGAGCCGAGACAUAAAUAGCCACAUUGAAAGUGAACAAAAAUCAAGUCAGGGAAGUUAUUCAAUUCUGAUGUCAAGAAUAAUGCUGGCACAAAGUAGUCUAUGUUCAGCAUUUCUAAGUAUUGUCAAUCUCAGAUUGUUGGCAGGCUCUAUGUCCAUGUCAAGCAGUACUGCCAUCUCAUCCUAUCUGGCCAAGGCUUCUGGUUUUCUUGUCACAACAAUACCAGGACCUCUAGCCUUGGACAUGAGAUGUAACAUUGCUUUUAUAGGUGUGGCCUUAUGUCUAUGUGGUCUUUACUGGGCAGGGAAGUAUAGCUAUUAUCCUGAAGAUGUAAUCCACAUACUGCUAUGGCUGCUGACAGUCAUUGUUUUGUCAUUUGUGGAUGUUUCUUUACUGUGGAAUCUCUGCUUGAAUAUUAGUACAAUGGGCAUCUCUAUUCUUUGUUGUUUGAAAAAUCGAAAGCCAAGAAAUAUCACAUCAGCUUCUGUACAACGGAAAGAUCUAUUGAUAACAAUCAAGCCAAAUAAAAGUGAUUCCUAUGAAACUUCUCUUACUUCUGGUGAACCUUUGAAAUCAAACCCAUUUGAUCAAGCAGGAAAUGUUGAGCCACUUCCCCAACAUGAAACUGUACGACAAAAUCUGGAAUCAGUUUCUCUUGGACUUGGGAAAAGGUCUGGAUCAAGCUCCAGCUCAAGCAUUUGGUGUUUGCCUUCCAUUGUGACAUCAUCAUCUAGUCCAUCACCAUCCAAUGCCACUUGUGAGUUUACACCAGAUUCAUCAUCUGACCAGGUCAUGCAGAGAAAGGGAGUCUUAUCACCAAGUCGACUUGGUUUCCUUUCUUAUGAUCCUUAUUCUCCAUCAAAAGAUAAAUCAUCAGAUCUUUCUCGAAGUGAAUCACCAUGGUCACCUAUUAGUACAUUUGCUGCUUGUAAAAAUUCUCCUGAGCUGCUUACCCCACAGCCUAUUUCAAGAACAUCAUCAUGGCAGCAGAGAUGUCCCAGUGCCUCUAAAUCUGAUUCUCAUCUAGGACCCUGUGAUUCUCAGGGAGAUAUAUCUUCAGCUUCCAACCGACAUUUGAAGAGAAUUAGCAAAGAAACAGCAGCAGCUGAGUCUACUGGGGUCUGUAAUCAGAAAGAAAUUAACCAAUCUUUCACAGCCCCUAAACCACUGGCCCCACGCAGAUCAUCUCGCAUUGCAAUGGCUGGUAGACAAAAAAAGCCUUGGCCCCUCCAGAAAUCUUACAGCUGCACAAGUGCAUUUGAUUUUUACAAUGGAGAAAAGGCUGGUCAUUCUUAUCCUCCCGAAGUGACCAAUUUGAAGAACGUAAUAUUCAACCAUGGACAGCCUGAGUGUAUGACAAAAGUCAGUGACAAUGUUACUAUGACAGACAAGCAGAAAAAGCCUAAAACAUCCAGUAAAAAUGGAAACACAAGACAUCAAGACUUAAGAGUUACCAGCAAGUUUGGUUUGUCAGAAAUGUCUGAUGAUGAAAACUGGGAGUUCAAUAAAACAGGUUAUCAAAGAAAGGAGCCAAAGUAUAGGGCUGAUCCUGAUUUUUCAUGGAAAUGGAUGUUUUUGGGUCUUGUCAUUGGUGUCAGCAUCACAAUAAAUGUCUUCUUGCUGUGCUGCAAACAACAGACUGGUGCUGCUUGAUGUGGUUCAUGCAAGAUGGUCUAGAAAAUAAAUGUAUAGUUAUUUUGUUGGUAUGAGAAAUUUAUGCACAUCAGAUCAUUGUUGAACAAUGAAAGGAAGUCAGGCAAAUACCUUUCAUUUACACUCAAAAGUUCACUAAGUAAACUUUAUGUAAACUUUUUUUUUACAAUUUUAUGUCAAUGUUUAAACUGUAUGAUUGAAAAGUUUGAUACUUAAAUGAAAAUUAUUUAUAUUGUUGUGCCAUUUUUCAAUAUGAUAAGUUAGAUGUAUUUAUUAAGUGUCAAUACAUACUUUUCAAAAAUGUUGUGUUGAUAACAUUUGUUUGUAAUUUACAUUAUCUAUACUUUUUUUUUUAGUCUGACUUGUCUGUUGCAUUGUAGUGAAAUAUUGUUGACUAUAGAGUCUCUUAUAACAAGAAUACAGUUUUUAUAUUAAUGUUAAUUCCACUCACAAAUAAUGUUAAAAAAUGGUCAUUAACGAUGAUUCUAUUAAUCAAAUAAUGUUAACACUUGGGCAUUACCUAUGAUAGUGUUGAUCAAAUAAUGUUAAAAAAUGGGGCAUUACCUAUGAUAGUGUUGAUCAAAUAAUGUUAAAAAAUGAGGCAUUACCUAUGAUAGUGUUGAUCAAAUAAUGUUAAAAAAUGGGGCAUUACCUAUGAUAGUGUUGAUCAAAUAAUGUUAACACUUGGGCAUUACCUAUGAUAGUGUUGAUCAAAUAAUGUUAAAAAAUGGGUCAUUACCUAUGAUAGUGUUGUCUUAAUUGUGUAUUUAAAGCAGUGAUGACAUUUUCAUGUAAUAUGUAAGAUUGUCAAGAAGCAUUUUGUUUUAAUGAUGGUCUUUUAGAACCCUGUGGUCUGAUCCAGUAGGUUAUAGAUAAGCCUACUUAUCUGCUGUUUUACCCAACCUUAACCCUAACUUGACUGGACAUCAGGGGUGGACUGGGUGUGUGUCAAAAUCAGCUAUGGCAUUACUAUACAUCUGGCACACAAAUUGUGAUGGUGGUCAUUGAUUCCUACUUGUCUUCAUAAUAUUCAAAGUUUGAUAAUACAGCACAAACUGAAUGCAUACAUACUUGGAUUAACAUACUUUAUAGUAUUUAUACAUGUAUAUAUAUUGCUUGUAAUAUACAUUAUACCCUCAAUUACUUAAUUAUGAUUGGAUUAUGUUCACAGUAACUACAAGUAUAGGCAUUAUGUUGUUAAUUGCUUGGUUCAUAUAAGCUAUUGAAGCUCACCAAAGGCAUGGUAUAGGGAUAUAAGCUAUUAAACAUUAUUACAGAAAAUGUAUUAGAUAGGCUACUAUUACACUGUAAAUUCUGUAUAUGAUUGUUACAUAGUUAGUUGAACCAUGAUAAGUUGUUAUGUAUUUAGACUCUUUGCUAUUAAAAAAAUAAUUAUAUUCUAUGGCCAGUUGAGACACUAUUAGAGGCUUUUCUAUAAAAAAGUAUUACUGGUCUUACUGCUAUUUCAAGUGGCUCAUUUGUGUAUCAGACCACCAGACAUAUGCCCAUAUAGCCAGUCCACGCCUGCUGGACAGCAAACAUGACUUGAGCUAGUUAUAGGAAUCUGGAUGUUCAUUUAUUUUUUUCACCUCAUUCUGUGUUUUUGCUCUGUUAUUGGUCAGUUCAAGGUCACUGUUGUGAUUGUUAUUAAGCUGUGAGUCUGUGAAAUCUUAAUGUAUGCAUGCAUCUUGUGAGUAAUUGUAACACAAGAUUCCAUUUAUCACCUUGUAAUGAAACAACAAAUACUAGUGUACCAAUACCAUGGCUUUAUUCGACAAAAUUAGACUACAGUAAACAGUGAAUGAAACCAGCACGUCUCGCAUAACACUGAUGCAGUGAUGCAGUACUAUACACACACACACACACUGGACAUGAAACACACACACUGGGCAUGACCUCCUGAAAAUCAACUCAGUUACACUACACACCUUGAAUAUAUCCAGUCUAACAAAUAGGUUAAUGAGUCCACUCAGUUUGCUGGAUGGCUGCCUGAUUGUGCAGUUUGCGCACUGGACUGUCAUUCUGACUUAUUGAUUGUCCUGGGUUUAAAACCCUGCCCAUUCCCCAUUGUCCUGCUGUAGGUUUGGACUAAGAAGUAAAUUAUUUUCAACUCUGAAGGAACAUCUGAAACAUGUAAAACAUUUUACAAAUAAACAUUUCACAAUAAAAAUGUUGGCCCUAAACAAUGUGUGUACUGUAACUUUAUAUUUUUCAUCAAAAAUGUUUGUGUGAAUUAGUAGAUGUAUUUUUUAAAAGUAUGUAUGGAUUAGUGGAGGUAUUUUUAAAAGUUCUGAUACUGAAAUGCUUAAUACUCUGUCACAUAUGAAAAGGUCUCCUUUAGAAAUGACAAUUUACUUAGUUACUCUUCUUUUUAAAAAAAGCAAAAACUAAAUCAAUUGUUAUCUAUGAUCAUUAACAAUACAUUUGGAUUAAAAUCUAUUUGACCUGAUCCUGCAUUAUCUUCAACUUACACCUCACAGCAACUGAUUCAACCUGCUCUUACAUUAACUUACACUUACACCUGGCAGUAACUGAUUCUUAAAAGAAAUUUUUGUUAAGGCCACGCACAUUUGAGCAACAUAAGUAGGUCACCAACUCUUCUGCUUAAAAAUACAGUACUCCUCACUAAAAUUCUUGACCUUAGCUUUAGAAAUAUUAAAUGAAAAGAAUUUCUACAAUUAAAGUUUUAAUUUAAUGUUUACAAAUUGUCGCUUUAUUGUUAACAAUGAGAAUCUUGGGGACAAAGCCUGUCAACCAGAGGACAGACCUUUACAAGGUAUUUCUGUUGCUAAAAAUGUAUCUGGAUGGCCCAUUGAAGCCCAGAAAAUCUGAGCUAAAAAAACAAAACAACUGUGAAUGCUAGUAACUGAUGCCUUUUUCAAACUUAAAAAUUGUAUUUGAUACCAGAGUAAUCAUUUGUAUUUUAUUAUUGUAAUAAACAUAAUUAUGUUCUACAA